Molecule: messenger RNA, 4914 nt
Organism: Aedes albopictus (Asian tiger mosquito)
Lineage: Eukaryota; Metazoa; Arthropoda; Insecta; Diptera; Culicidae
Exons: 4
Coding region: 201-4124 (1307 amino acids)
Biological process (GO): regulation of transcription by RNA polymerase II
Cellular component (GO): chromosome
Molecular function (GO): chromatin insulator sequence binding
Source: RefSeq, a predicted model, not a curated record
UCGAAAAUGAACAGCUGUCAAAGCGUUGCAUCUGCAAUGCAAUCAUUCUGGGCAAAAAAGUAAACAAAGUGCAAUUUUCUUGCGAAAAAAGGUAUUUUUUAUAGAAAAAAUCAAAUAAAAUCACUUAAAAACAGUGGUUUUAAAAUAGUUUGUCAUGGAAGCCAAGUGAAUUGAUUGAAUUAUUGACAAUAACCCUCAAAAUGGACAUUUUCCAUAACCAAUGCUCAGAAAGUCUGGGGUUUGAUUCGAUGCUAGCAGCAAAUCCCAUCAAUUCACCGCUGCAAGGUUCCGAGCCGACUUCCCACUUGAAUUUCAAUUCCUCGCCUUUCUUCAGUACGAUCGUUGGUCCGUCGUGCACCGUGGCCAAUGUUGUCACGCAACCCUCAUCACUUGGUAGCUGCUCUACUAGCAAUGGUAGCUGUAAUGUCGUCACGGGAAGUUCAACCGGGCCCAACGAUGUCCUUCUACCGAGCAUAUUCGUUAAGGUUCCCAUGCAAAUCAACCAGCAGUAUCAACAGCAAAGCCAGUCGCGUAGCAAUAAUGCGGCCGAGGGAAUCAAGUGCGAGGACAAAUCGGAACCAAUCAAACGGGAGCUGGGAGAUCUGCGAGCGCUGGAAAAAGGAACGGCCAUGGUGCAGUUACCCAGCAUUUCCGAGAGUUAUCUGGAGGAGGACCGCCAGGAGCAACAACAACAACAUGUGGAGGAAGCCGAGCUGAGGGUGCACUGCUGCGAGUUUUGUCCGUUGGUUACCCUGGUGGAGCAAACAUUGAGAGAUCACGUGCACGCCCAGCAUCCCAGUCGGGAACGUGCUGCCGAUGGGCAGUAUUUCAAUUGCCCUGCGUGCGAGAACAAAUUUUGGCAACGGAAUUCGCUGGAAGUCCAUCUGGAGGUGGACCAUAUGAUGGUGCAAUCGGAGCUCAGAACGCUGGUGGACCGAAGAUGGCCGCGGGCUCAACAAGAGACGACAGGUUGUGAGAAUUCGGUCAACGUACCGAUUGUAGUUCCAGUAUCGGAGCCCCCCUUGCAGACGGUUGCUCCAGAAAAUCGAAGUCGAAUCUACAUUAAAAAUGUACAGUUGCUCAAGAAACCGGAUGUGAUCGAGCAGGAAAAUGUCCAGCAAGCCCAACACCAGCAUCACAAUCAGCAGCAACAAUCAAUCCAACAGCAGGCACCACAGAAUGGGAAGAUCUAUAUCCGGAAUGUUUCCUUGUUGCAGAACCUAAACUUUGCCCAGAAUGUGGAGAAUGUAUUUCAAAAUUCUUCAGGAUUGCAUGAGAGCAAGUACAGCUUUGUAGUCCCUGCACCGAGUCCUAAUAGUCAAUCACCUCCUAUAAGCAUUGGAGAGCAGCCGGGAGUGAACGGAGGAACUUCCCAGCGGAACAAAAUUUUCAUCCGCAACGUGGACAUUCUACGGAACCCAAUGAUUCCCAUAACACCUCCUACAAUCAUGUCUACCUGUGAAAUGAGCCGUACUAGCAGUAGCGAAAGUUUGUACACAACUCCACCGCCGCCAGUCGUCAGUCCGGCCACAUCCGUGUCCAGCAUCGGAACGCCGUCUUCAAUGGGGUUCUCGGGACCAAACAUGGUAAUUCUACCGACUCCGAUCUGCAGUAGCAAUUCUUCGACUCCUCCGAUGAUUUACACUCCACCCUCGAUGACCGUGGCCAACAAUUUCGAUGCUGCUCAGCAGCCACCGCGGAAGAGCAAGAUAUUCAUCAAAAACAUCAGUGUGCUCAAGCAGCCGACUAUCCAUCUGAAAUCCGUUGACGAGCUCAAUUUGAUGACCAUCGAUCAGGUGCAGUUGCAAAAUUUGCUGCCACCUACAACGAGUAGUGUUCAAAGUUUAAACAGCACAGAGGAAAUGAGUGCGGAUGACGGACAGCAACCCUCGAUGCAGGAGGAAAAUUUUGGCAACAUUUUGGAAGAGGUUCCCUCCGAUCUCGAUGACAACUUCCAGGACAACGACGGCGCUCAGUAUCAGGACAUGGCAGGUUGUGAUUCUGCCUGUGGAAGUGUUACAGAGCAGGAAUCUUACCAGCAGGAAUUUAACAACGAUUUUAUCAUCAUUGAACCGGAUCGGUCUUCGGAGAACAUUGCUUACGAGGAACAACAGGGGCACAUGAGGAUUCCCGAUCAUUCCAAUGAACUAAUGGAUCAUCAACAAAUCCAACCGUCUGCUCCUGAGCCUUCGGAAACUCACCAAUUCCAUCAUACAGAUGAUUACAACAUGUUCGUCUGUGCAGAAGACAUCAUUAAUCUCGAUCCUCCAGCACCAUCAGAGCCGGAAUCUUCGGAACCACCAUCGAUACAGUCAACGCCACCUCACACACCAUCGCAACCUCAACAACCCUUACAAGCCCAUCCAGGUCGUAUCUACGUCGCUGACAACUUGAUGGAACCUAGUGUGGCAAAUAUGCAGACAUCGCCACAGCUCCAAGUGCACCCAGUAAACGAAACAUCGAUCUCACCAUUGAACCAGAUAGAACAAAUCAAUAAUGGCAUUCCUGCGGGUCAGUCAGCUGACCCUCUGCUUCAGCAAACGUCAUGUCCGAAGGCACAACCUAACAAACCCCUAGUCAAGGAACAGGAACGUACGAGGAGUAGAGGUCGUCCCAAAGGGGCCAAACAAACCGGCAUAACAAAAUUAAAGAAACUUUACACCAAUCUGACUCCCAUGGAGGAAGGCUACAAGUGCGACAUCAUGAGCUGCGGAGUUCGCUUUCGGCAGCGAGAAACUUUAGAAUACCAUAAAACCUGCCACGAUUUGUCGUGUGACAUCCCCAAUACGACUGGGACCCGUUGUCCGGAGUGUGGCGCACAGGACUUCCGCACCUGGAAUACGCUGCAUACACAUCUGUGGAGAGACCAUUCGAUAGACAUGGAAUUGUAUUCUUGCCAGUUGUGUAACUUCAAGACACCGGUCUUGUGUCGGUUGAACAACACUCACAUGAAGAUCCAUUCCGAUGAGAAGAACUUCAUUUGUGCCGUCUGUAAUAAAGCGUUCAAGAACAACAAACAGCUAAGGAACCAUCGGCGAACACACCGAGAACCUGCUGACGUUCAACAAGUGAAAGAACAAAGAUCUCCAAGUCCCUGGCUCCACUCGGAUUACCCGGUCAGAUGUGUCAAGUGCGAUUUCAAAUUUGCGAACCACAAAUACCUGAAAGCACACAUGGAAAACCGACACGGAACAUCGGAAGUCGACGGUCGAAUCAAGUGCACGGUCUGCGGAAUGCUGUUCAAAACGCGAUACACUUUGCAGACGCACAUGGCCAAGCACUCGGACGAGAAGCGGUUCAAAUGCUCCAGCUGUGACUUUUCCUGCAACGAUCACAAUUCUAUGCGGCGGCACAAAAUGCGGCAUGACUCUGAAGGACACAUGUAUCGCUGCGCCUAUUGUGACUACACGAGCAUUCAAAGCACAACCUAUCGGAGGCAUCUGGAGCGCAUGCAUGCCGAUGUCGCUCCUAAGCUGCUCUACAAAUGCUCCGAAUGCGCGUUUGUUUCCAUUAGCGAGACCAAAUAUCAACUUCACUGGCUGAAGCACAAACCGGUAGAAACUGAGAAAACAACGACGGCGGUGGUAGUGCCGGAAGGCACAACGCCGCCAACUGCAGCUGCUGCAUCAACCGAGCCUUCCCAGCAAGUCGUCGAAGUGGAAGAACCUGAGCGCCAGUGCGAAAGUGUCAACUCCGACGUGGUCAUUGUGGAAAAGGACUCUUCGGAACCUCCGAUGGAUGCUUUCUCGCUGAUUCCUUCGCCAGCAGGCGAUCAGCAGUUCCCACUGAUACGACCGGCCGGGUUUGCCAACAAUCUCUCCAAGGUGGACAACUUCUACGGCUACGGUGGCGAUCAGCAGCAGCAAUCGGCGGCGGGGAUGCAAUCCUCGGUACAGCAGGGAAGCACUGUUCAGCAGGUGAUGCCGAUGACGACGACGACAACGGCGACGACGGAUGGUAAUGCAAUUAUGUCGGCCACGUGCGUUUCCACGGUCGGCGGAACGUCAUCAGGGAGUGGGCAUCAGCAGCAGCAUGGGUACGAUUCGUUAAUGAACAGCAUGAACUCGAUGGUACCGAUGACUUACGGGGAGAGUGCCCUUGAGCUUGAGCUUGAGCUUGAUUGACCGCCCGCAGUUGCAACUCCAGUAUCGCCAGAUCAACUACACUCACACAAGGAACCAAUGAGAUAGCUGCUUGGGACUAACAGGCAUCUUCAGUGUGUGAGCGUUGGUGGUCUUGUAUUUAUAGGCGACAAUGGCGCCUGCUGCGUCAGGAUGCAGGUCAAUGGGGAAGGGGAGGGAAGUAAUGAUUGCAAUCGCUUGCCCACAUCAGGCCGUUGAAUCCUCUGCGCCUGCACAAGGUCAUGCGGAUGUUGGUGUGUUGGUGGGAAAUGUUUAUUUUUGGCACAUGGAUCAUGCAUUGGUGCAAGGGUGCCAGGAGAGUAAAGCGUUAGAUUGUGUGAAGAUUACUGUGAAGCGGCACAGUCCGCUUGGUUGCAUAACUUGCAGGCGUUAUAUGAUAGAUUGACACUGUGCUGUGAUGAAAGUUGGAAGAAAGGGAAACGGCUUUUUUUCAAUCCGUUUCUGGUUCUAGCGAUCGCUACGAACAUACGAAUAUACAUGAGAUGUAUACGUAGGAGAGAGAGAGUGAGAGAGAAAGUAGAUAGAAAGAUACAAAGUAGGAGGAAAGGGACGAGCCAGGGAUUGAACCCAGGACCUUCUGCAUAUCAAUCAGAAGCGGUAGCCACUAGACCACCAAGCUCGUCCCUUGGAUGUGACUUACGGGGAGAGUGCCCUUGGGAGCUAAAGUAGGUUACGUAUUAGUAAUUUAUUCUUUUCUCAAUGUGAUAUUAGAACUAUAAGAUUAAUUUAUAGCUGGAAAAUUAACGCAAUUAAAAUAACUUCAAUAGUAUUU